GACAGCACCAUGACUAUAUGAAAUUUUGUUUUAAACAGAACAGCGAACCAAACGCAUAUUUUACUAAUUCUAAAAAAGUUGGAAAUUUUUGUUUAUUAAGAAGCCUAAUACUAAAAUUACAAUGUCUCGCGGAAGUUCAGCCGGCUUUGAUAGGCACAUUACGAUUUUCUCGCCAGAAGGGCGACUCUAUCAAGUGGAAUAUGCGUUUAAGGCUAUAAGCCAGGAGAACAUCACUUCGGUGGCAUUAAAAAGCGGCGACUGUGCCGUUAUUGCCACCCAAAAGAAAGUGACUGAGAAGCUCAUUGUCCCGGAGACAGUAACUCAUUUAUUUGGGAUCACCAAGGAAAUCGGAUGCGUCAUGACUGGUCGUAUUGCUGACGCUCGCUCGCAGGUGCAAAAGGCGCGUUACGAAGCAUCGAAUUUCCUGUAUAAAUAUGGCUAUCCAAUUCCAGUCGAGAUUCUCUGUCGUCGCAUGGCGGAUAUUAAUCAAGUUUAUACUCAAAACGCUGAAAUGCGCCCGCUUGGCUGCAGCAUGAUGCUCAUUGCCUACGACGACGAGAACGGACCCGGCGUGUACAAAACCGAUCCAGCUGGCUACUAUUGCGGCUUUCGCGCCUGUUCCGUUGGUGCAAAGACACUGGAAGCCACCAGCUAUUUGGAAAAGAAAUACAAAAAUAAUCUAUCUGAGGAGAAAGCCAUUCAACUGGCAAUUACUUGCCUCUCUAAUGUGCUGGCCGUGGACUUCAAGACCAACAGCAUUGAGAUUGGCGUUGUGAGCAAGGAUUGUCCAGCGUUCCGCAUUUUGGAUGAAAAGGAGAUCGAGGAACAUCUCAACAAGAUUGCCGAAAAGGACUAACGCUUGAUCAACGAUCAUAGAUGUAGCUACUAUUACUUUAUGAACAUUUAAACAUGAUAAAAGGUUGGAAAAUAAAACAGCGAUUCGCUAUCAAUUGUAAACAAUG
Scaptodrosophila lebanonensis is the source of this 962-nucleotide messenger RNA. It is a transcript of the gene Prosalpha1, whose product is annotated as proteasome subunit alpha type-6. The transcript has 4 exons. Gene Ontology annotation, cellular component: proteasome core complex; cytosol; proteasome core complex, alpha-subunit complex. The coding region runs from base 122 to 856 and encodes 244 amino acids. NCBI's taxonomy places the organism in Eukaryota, Metazoa, Arthropoda, Insecta, Diptera, Drosophilidae. The record is from RefSeq and is a predicted model, not a curated record. Gene Ontology annotation, biological process: ubiquitin-dependent protein catabolic process.